CUGUCUGUCUCUCCGGGUUUCAGCCGUCUGUUGUUCAGUGUUCACUAGCUCUCAUCAUGCGUCAGUGUUUAAUGUAACUGGAAUAAAACUAACUUUCUGCUCUGCUCUACUUUGACCUGGCGUCUUCUUUAUAAACCCAGGACUUAUUCCUAAUCAAGGGUUCAUCUUUUCACAAACCGCGAGGCGAAUAUUCAGAGCUGUUCUUCAUAACUAAACAUGUCUAUAUUGCCUUUCACGCCUCCUAUCGUGAAGAGGCUUCUGGGCUGGAAGAAGGGCGAGCAGCACGGACAGGAGGAGAAAUGGUGUGAGAAGGCAGUGAAGAGUCUGGUGAAGAAGUUGAAGAAGACAGGGCAGCUGGAUGAGUUGGAGAAGGCCAUUACCACCCAAAGUAUCAACACCAAGUGCAUCACUAUACCGAGGUCUCUGGAUGGCCGUCUGCAGGUAUCUCACAGAAAAGGCCUCCCUCAUGUGAUCUACUGCCGGCUGUGGCGCUGGCCUGACCUGCAGUCCCACCAUGAGCUCCGUGCCAUAGACAUGUGUGAGUUUGCCUUCCACACGAAGAAGGAUGAAGUGUGUGUGAACCCCUACCACUACCAGCGUGUGGAGACACCAGUUUUGCCCCCAGUCCUGGUUCCUCGGCACACUGACAUCCCCACUGAAUUCCCUCCGCUGGAUGAUUACUCCAUUCCUGAGAACACCAUAUUCCCUUCUGGAAUUGAGCCGCCGAGCAACUAUAUUCCGGAGACGCCUCCUCCAGGCUACCUGAGCGAGGAUGGCGAAACCAGCGACCACCACAUGAAUCACAGCAUGGACACAGGUUCUCCGAGCCUUUCACCCAACCCGGUUUCCCCCGCAAACAACAACCUAGACCUGCAACCGGUAACAUACUGCGAGUCUGCCUUCUGGUGCUCCAUCUCCUACUACGAGUUGAACCAGCGUGUAGGCGAGACCUUUCACGCCUCCCAACCAUCUCUGACAGUGGAUGGCUUUACAGACCCCUCCAACGCAGAGCGUUUCUGUCUGGGACUGCUGUCUAAUGUGAACCGCAACGCAGCUGUGGAGCUCACGCGCAGACACAUCGGCCGAGGUGUGCGCUUGUAUUACAUCGGUGGCGAAGUGUUUGCAGAGUGUCUGAGCGACAGUGCUAUUUUCGUCCAGAGUCCAAACUGUAACCAGCGUUAUGGCUGGCACCCCGCCACGGUGUGUAAGAUUCCUCCCGGCUGUAAUCUAAAGAUCUUCAAUAAUCAAGAGUUUGCUGCUCUCUUGACCCAAUCUGUGAAUCAGGGUUUUGAGGCUGUGUACCAGCUCACCCGCAUGUGCACGAUCCGCAUGAGUUUCGUCAAAGGUUGGGGAGCCGAGUACAGACGGCAAACAGUGACCAGCACCCCCUGCUGGAUAGAGCUGCAUCUUAACGGCCCUCUGCAGUGGUUGGACAGAGUGCUUACUCAGAUGGGCUCUCCAAACCUCCGGUGCUCCAGCGUGUCGUAGGAUGAACCCGCAAGCCCUAUCUAAAUAACGACACCCAGAACUUACCAUCUUUUGCUGCUGUACAGUAAAAGCAGCAGAGCAAACAAACUGAACAAAACUAAGGACAGAGAUGAAAACAUCUGCAGGACUUUCGAGAAUGUCAGUUCAACAGAUUUUAGUUUAAGCACUUUCAAACAAUGACACUCACGGAUCAUGGAUGUGUUCCCAAAGUGUGAACAGUUUAAUAUGAGGCACUUACCUCAAUGUUUAUAUAAACCCUUUAUUUUUGGUUUAACAAAUCACCACAGGUAGCUUGAUUUGAAACUAUAAUUCAUGAGUCUUGUCUAUCUAUGAUUGCUUAAAAUCAUGGGUGCCUAAUAGACAUUUCUGGCAGUAUGUGACCAGAUAAGCGUUUUAAAACGUUUCCACAACCUUCAGUGAAGGGGUCCUGUGUGAACUUACGUUAGCCUGGUAGCUAGCAAUAAGCUAGCUGUUUGUGUAGUUGUGCUUCCUGUCCAUGCCGAACAGGUCAGUAUAUUGUGUCUGAGAUCCACGUUGGUCUCGUUUGCACAGUUAACCAGGUUUGUGAACUUCUAGACUAGCAGGGACUGAGUUUGACAAAGGUACCCAGUCUAUGGUAAAGCAACCUUGAUGAUAAAAAGCACUUAUUUUUACAACUCGUCCAUGAAGUAAACAAGAGUUUUGUCAGUGACAAAUGUAAUAGUUGAUAGUGCCAUCGUUUCUCUUAACUUGAAGAUGGUCACUGUAAGAAUUGUGCUCGGUAAAGGCAAAUCAGACAUUUUGUAAUACGUAUUUUUGCAUAAAUCGUGAAGUAUAUUUUUACUGCUAUAGAGUAUUGAGAUAAGAUUAUGUAGUUGUCCAUCACUGUCAUAGGAGUUGCAGCACCAGUUGGUGUUGUAUAAAUUACAUAAAGGACACAUACACAAUAACAUUUACUGGCCAAACAGUUCACAUUUUUUGCUCUUUUUAGGAUUGCUUAGAUAGGCCAAGAUAGUCAUUGAUUUGUUCACAUGGUUAUUAGCUUGUCGGUUUUUCUGUUUGUGUUUAUCAUGGUGCAUCAAAGGGAUGUUUUAAACUCAGGACCACCAAUCCAUUUAACAUAUACAGAUUUUUAUGCAAGAAAAUAGUGCAUUUUUUAUUUCUAUCUUGAGUAGGGUCAAAACUAAAUCGACACUAUUGUAUUUGAUGUCUUUUCAUGAAAAUGUAGAGGGCAAGUACUGCUGGCAGCUCUUGGAUCGCUUGUAUUAUUGUACAAAGAUAGUUUAUAUAUGUACUAGCUGGAUUUUCUUUAUUUUGAGCUUAUUUUGUGUAUGCUUUAAAUAUCAUGGACAGAUUUCAUAUUUUACCAAUCUAUUCAUUGCAUGGACUGGAAAUGCAUUCUUUACAAAUGAAUGGUUUCUUAUUUUAUUGUUUGACGUAUGGACUCUCAAAGGAGUACAUGGGUGAUUCUCACGAAAACUUGGUUUUAAAAAUGUCAAGCAUGAAAAUGUAAAAAUUGCUUAAAUUUAUUUUUUUUCCCACCAGACAUUGAAAAACAAAGUCUGGAGUAAAUGGGAACAUUAAUUUAAAAACGUUUACUUAUCAUUUAACACUUUCUGUAACAUAAUUUAAAAAAUUAGUCCUAAAAAAUCUCAUUACCGCAACAGUCAGAAAACAUCAACACUGACAUAUUUUCAAAAUGACAUGACAAACCUGAAAGAACAUAAUUUGGAGAUUCUGCACAUGCAUUUAAAAUCAAAGUAUUAUGCUUCUAUUAAUUCAAUUAACAUUUAAUAAGCAUCUGUUGCGGUAAUGAUAAUCAAAAUGUCGUGUAAGCAUUCUGACAAGACAAUAUUUCAAAUUAACUGUAAAAAAUGAUCUUACCUGGUAGCCAUCUUGAAGUAACUGGUCCAUGUGCUUGGUCACUCAAAAUCAAACUUUAUUAAAAUUCUGUAUGUGUGCUUAAACUGUUCUCAAAAAGUGUUGCGGAGGAUGAGAACAUCAGGCAUGGACACAUCAUUUUCCUAAUUUUUCUUCAUUAUUAUUAUACAUGAAUAUUCAGUAAAUACUUUUUCUGUCAUCUAAAGUAGUCUAGCAAAACAUCCAUUUAUUUUUUUUCUUAAUAUUUUUGUGUCAAUAUGAUUAAAUUACAACAUAACGCAUGUUCAAACACAGCCGGACACAUUGCGGUAAUGAGAAUUUCAGCAGAAAAUGAGAUAAAAUUUACAAUUAUAAAUUCUUAUGUUGAAAUCACACAUUGUGCAAGGUAGAACACAGUAUUGUGUUAAUUCUGAUGCUUUUUAAUGUUACUAUAUUACACAUUUUAAAGCUAAAAUCAUUAGUGCCGUGGUGUUUCAAUGGUUUCGUGAGAAUCACCCACAUACUGAAACAUUUCUCAUGGUAAUAUCAAAGCGCUCUGCUUGCUUUAGUUUGUACAGUCUGGAAAUUGAGCAAUUGAUCCUUGUGAUGUUUGAUCCCCACCAGCUGACCUUGCUGUAUAUCUUAUGACUUUGCUGGCACCUCCUCUGCAACUUAACAGGCCCUUGAGGUUUUUAAUUAGAUUUGACAUUUUCACCGAAAUUUUGAUAUUAAAGUAUUCAGUGUCUUUUAAAUAACUGUUGAUUUGGUAAAGCAUUUGACCAGUCAUAAAUUUAGUAGAUAAAUAUAUAGGUGAUUUAUAUAAUUGCAGGUACACUUGUGUGUCCAAAGUAAUUUUUUCAAAUGAUUAUAUUUUCUAAUAUUUUAAUUAUUUGGUACUCAUUGUCAUGGAUUAGAAGAUAUUGCAGGCCAUAACAAUAUAAUAUUUUUGUAACAUGUAUUAUAUAGCUAAACAUUAUGAUUUCCUGUUAUCGGAAUUAGUCUCCGUCUAUUCUGUUACUGUCAAAAUUUGAUAUAACUGGACACCUGCAAUUACAUUAUCACCUUUACACUCUUAUACUGGUGCUUAAUUCCUGUUUGCCCUGAAUAAUCUUCACUUUUCUGAAAUAUAUACUUACAUUUACUGUUGUAUUGCAUUUGUUAUCUAAGUUUUAAUAAUAAAAUGUUUGAAACUAGA
This is a messenger RNA of Misgurnus anguillicaudatus (oriental weatherfish), 4522 nucleotides long. RefSeq names its product SMAD family member 3b (gene smad3b). Gene Ontology annotation, molecular function: I-SMAD binding; DNA-binding transcription factor activity, RNA polymerase II-specific; RNA polymerase II cis-regulatory region sequence-specific DNA binding. Lineage: Eukaryota; Metazoa; Chordata; Actinopteri; Cypriniformes; Cobitidae. The record is from RefSeq and is a predicted model, not a curated record. Gene Ontology annotation, cellular component: heteromeric SMAD protein complex. Gene Ontology annotation, biological process: transforming growth factor beta receptor signaling pathway; anatomical structure morphogenesis; cell differentiation.